AUGGGCCGAUCGCACUUCGAGAGUGCAGAGGAUUAUGUAGCCUGGGUGGAGAACCCUCGCCGCGUCGUGUACGUCGAAUGGCGAAAGGUACGCCACGAAAAGAGCCGAGGAUUGACUUCGCACUCCUGGCUCGAAGUCAGCCUCCUCGAUGGCCGGAGAUUGCGGCUCGAGAUCUAUGCAGAUCAAGGCUACACCGAGCUCCAUUACGAUCCGGCCAACAAGAGCGACAGUCGCUUUUUCGACCCGCAGAGCACUCUCUAUGACGACAGGGCAGCAGAAAGCCAAGAUCUCGCCCGGCCCCUCACGGCGGAGACGCUGACGCGCGAGGCGAAAGAGCUGGCUCGGAGGAGACCCUACUCCCUCA
This is a messenger RNA of Symbiodinium sp. CCMP2456, 364 nucleotides long. The record is from the annotation of a GenBank genome assembly. NCBI's taxonomy places the organism in Eukaryota, Dinophyceae, Suessiales, Symbiodiniaceae.